AAAUCUCACAAAACACAAACUAUAAAAGUCCAAUGCCCGAACCCAGUCCGCACAAAGUAGCUUUCCGACUUCGAACGUGAAAACACUUUCACCCGCGGGCAGUCGGAUCAAGAUGAAUCGUUUCAUCUUGAUCGUCGCGACGUUGGCGGCGCUCAGCGUCCCAGCCAUUCUCGCUCAGAACUACAACUACUUCCCUUUCAACAGUCAGUACCGUACCACCGGGUCCAUUGCUUCGCAAAUUCGGAACCUCACCAGAUCGUGGGUGGCUGGUAACAACACCCUGCCGCCAGCGGCCUACUACAAGGGUGUCCUGUACGAUCGUCUCGGGGAAACUCGUUUGGCUCCGGCGAUUUUGGUAAACCCGGAAGACAUCGCACUGCCGGAUACCUUCGAUGCCCGUCAGAAGUGGUCCAUGUGUCCCAGUCUGAACGUGAUCCGUAACCAGGGAUGCUGCGGUUCGUGCUGGGCCAUUUCGGCCGCCUCGGCCAUGUCCGAUCGGUGGUGCAUCAAGUCCAAGGGUAAGGAGCAGUUCUCGUUUGGAGCCACCGAUAUGCUGGCUUGCUGUCAUGCUUGCGGAGACGGUUGCAAGGGAGGAUAUCUGGGUCCAGCCUGGCAGUACUGGGUCAACCAGGGUGUGUCCUCGGGAGGUCCGUUCCGGUCUCGCCAGGGAUGCCAUCCUUAUCCGAUCGACGUGUGCGACGCGUCCGGCGAUGAAGCUGACACUCCCAAGUGUUCCAAGAAGUGUCAAUCGGGUUACAAUGUUACGGACGUCUGGCAGGAUCGCCGCUACGGUCGAGUGGCCUAUUCGAUCCCGGCUGACGAGCAGAAGAUCAUGGAGGAGAUCUACCUGAAUGGGCCGGUUCAGGCUGCGUUCAUGACCUACCAGGAUUUCCACGCGUACAAGAGCGGAGUCUAUCGGCACGUUUGGGGUCACAUGGCCGGUGGUCACGCCGUCAAGCUGAUGGGCUGGGGUGUGGAGAACGGCAUGAAGUACUGGCUGGUGGCCAACUCCUGGGGUGAGGACUGGGGAGACAAUGGUUUCUUCAAGAUCGUCCGAGGGGAAAAUCACUGCGGAAUUGAGAAGGACGUCCACGCUGGUCUGCCGAGCUUCAACAAACACUUGGAGUUUGAGGGAAUCCAUUUCUAG
Aedes albopictus (Asian tiger mosquito) is the source of this 1147-nucleotide messenger RNA. Its product is annotated as cathepsin B-like. Gene Ontology annotation, molecular function: cysteine-type endopeptidase activity. NCBI's taxonomy places the organism in Eukaryota, Metazoa, Arthropoda, Insecta, Diptera, Culicidae. The coding region runs from base 113 to 1147 and encodes 344 amino acids. The transcript has a single exon. The record is from RefSeq and is a predicted model, not a curated record. Gene Ontology annotation, cellular component: lysosome.